CAUGAGAUCAUGACCUGAGCCAAAGUCAGACACUCAACCAACUGAGCCACCCAGGUGCCCCAUGUGUGACUUUGUAUUUCUCCUCAUGACUGAAGUUCUUGGCAAAUUGAUUUACCUUGGAUAAGAAAAGUUGGGGUCAGAAGAAGGUGGCUCCCAAGGACCCACACGUCCUUGCUCCUGAGACCCAUUCCCGGGAGAAGUCUAGAUUGGCCUCCACUUAGUCUGCUUGCAAACAACUGAAGUAAGUAUCCCGCCAGUGGAUUUGGGCUGCUACCCAGGCUCCCAGGCGGGAGAGGUCCAUAUCCCCCUCCUGUGCAGCAGUCCUCACGCAGUAGCCCCCGGGGAGUGAGGAAGUUUAUUUCAACAGGAACAAUUCUCUUGAUGACACAAGUCCUGUGAGCUGAGGUUUGUUCUGCUUUUGCUCAUUGGGGGUCCCAAUUUACCCCCUGCUCUUUAUCCACUUUCCUUCUAACCCCCUAGCGGAUAGUAUUGCCAUCUCCACAGAUAGUAUCGCUGUCUCCACAGAUAGUAUGGCUCUUUCCCGUGCGAGACUCAGAAUGUGAUUUUGUAAGAUGCUCCAACUAGGGCAGUCAUUGCCAACCUCCUCAAAGGAGCAACAGGACUUCUCUUCUCCUGAGUGCCAUUGCAAUGGCUUCCUUUGGUGGCCAGAGCCAUGGACAGUCAGAGCACAUUAAGCACACAGAACACAUUAAUCUCUACUCUGAUAAGCAAAACUUUGUUGACUUCUUUCCUGUUUUGCCCUCAAGGAUGCAAGGAAUUGUUAAGUGCAUCCCACAACCCUGCCAUGUCUCCUUCAGAAAACUUGGAGGCAUCCUCCCAAAGGUGUGACAGUUUACUAUGCCCAGGGUAUCUUGUCAUGCUAGGGUAGGAGGUAGAUGAAAAGCUAUGCCUUUCAUAUGGCCACCGUCACACCCAGCCUUCCUGGGUACCCUAAUCCUUAAUGCCACCAGAAGAGGGGUUAGAAUGUUCCAGAAGAAAAUGGUUGGCACAGUCAGCUUAAAAGAGAUUAUUCUGAAGCUCUGGCUCAAAUUUUAUACAGCCAUUUAUUCACCUGUGUCUACUGGGCACCUACUAUGUGCUAGGGUUCUAGAGCUACAAGGUGGAUGACAGAUGCUACUACCACAAAGCCAGGGGAGUUGAGUCUCUGGCAGACCCUCAUGGCCAGUGACGAUUCUGUGAUCAAGGCAGAUAUCCUUUGGUCCCAAGGAGGCUUUGCUGUGGGGGACUGCCCCCUUGCGCACUUCUCCUGGUGGGAAGAAGAGAUAAGGUAUGAGGAACAAGGGUGCAAGGAGGUGCUUCUCCUGAGGGGAUUCAGGUGCUUGCGAAUUCCUUCAAGAGUUUCAGUUAGCCUUAAGCAACCCAAAAUGUGCUUACCUUUCUAUAAGCCCCUGUUCCCUGUGUGUGUCCAGUUUCUGAGUGGGCAGACAGCAUGUGAAUGAGAACUUUAAGAAGGUAGGACUAUUCUUUCACUCUUUUUGCCUUUCUCUAUUUAAUUUCCUCUCUUCACUUUCUUUCCUUUUAUCCUGCCACACUCUGGUCACCUUUCAAAAAGCUUAGUGGCCCCUCCCCACCUACAGGAUUGAGUUUGGACCUCUCAGCUUGCCCUUCCAGGGCAUGCAGUCUCAGUAUGGGACUGUUGAAUAUGGCAUCAGACUGACCAUUUUCAUGGUCUUUUUCAGUAUCUGUAUUUCACAGGGGUUGAUGGGCUGCUUCUUCCGGGAGCCUGAGGGUUAGUAUUUUUCCUUGAAAAUCAAUUUUACUUACUGCAUAGAGCCUGUUAAAGACAAAGGUCCUCUCUCCAACCCCGUACCCCCAGCCAAACCCAAUAGACCUAUGUGAGCAAGCCUUCCCCUGACCCCAAGCUCUGACCCUUGGAACAAGCUGAAACAAAGUGCACCCUCAUGUUUUUCAGCAACAGGUUGUCUUGCCUGCCCUAUCCCCAUAACUGAACAGUGAUUACAAUCCUCUGUACUUUAGUAUGUAGAUAAAUGAUUAACAGUGGGCUGUACCUUUUCCCGAGUUGUAAAAGGAUAACUGGUUAGAGUCCCAAUGUUCUCCUUGUCAGCAUAGGAAAUGUAGGAGAAGAUAUCUUCCUCUAAGACUCAUAGCUAACAUGUGGCAGGUUCCAGCUGGGAAUCUGAGUACGGUGACAGAUGGCAAGAACCUCACAGCUAAAGCACUCUUCUAUUCAUGGAGGUGAAAACUAAGGAAGGUUUCCACAUGAACCCUGAAGUGAAAGCCUGAUACAUUUCCUGUAGAAAGAGAAAAGAAGCUAAAAUGAAGGAAAGUGUGGCAUCCACAAUUUUCGUUUUGCUACUUUUUCUCAACACCAGACUCCUGAAUGGACAAUCACCUCCUGGAAAACCUGAGAUCCUUAAAUGUCGUUCUCCUGAAAAGGAGACAUUCACCUGCUGGUGGAAGCCUGGGGAAGAUGGAGGUCUCCCUACCAAUUACACACUGACUUACCACAAGGAAGGAGAGACACUCACACAUGAAUGUCCAGACUACACAACCAGUGGCCCCAAUUCCUGUUACUUCAACAAGAAGCACACCUCCAUCUGGACAAUGUACAUCAUCACAAUAAAUGCCACAAACCAGAUGGGAAGCACUUCCUCAGAUCCACGUUAUGUGGACGUGACUUACAUAGUUGAACCAGACCCUCCUGUGAACCUGACUUUGGAGUUAAAACAGCCAGAAGACAAAAAACCGUAUCUGUGGAUGAAAUGGUUCCCACCCACCCUGGUUGAUGUAAGAUCUGGUUGGCUCACACUCCAGUACGAAAUUCGAUUAAAACCCGAGAAAGCCACUGAGUGGGAGACUCAUUUUGCUGGGCAGCAGACUCAGUUUAAGAUUCUCAGCUUAUAUCCAGGACAGAAAUACCUUGUCCAGGUUCGCUGCAAGCCAGACCAUGGAUUUUGGAGUGAGUGGAGCCCAGAGAGCUCCAUUCAGAUACCUAAUGACGUCACCAUGAAAGAUACCAUUGUGUGGAUCUUUGUGGCUGUUCUUUCUGCUGUCAUCUGUCUGAUUAUGGUCGUGGCAGUGGCUUUGAAAGGCCACAGCAUGGUGACCUGCAUCCUUCCACCAGUUCCUGGGCCAAAAAUAAAAGGAUUUGAUACUCAUCUGCUGGAGAAGGGCAAGUCUGAAGAACUGCUGAGUGCCCUGGGGUGCCAAGACUUCCCUCCCACUUCUGACUGUGAGGACUUACUGGUGGAGUUUUUAGAAGUGGAUGACAGUGAGGACCAGCAGCUGAUGCCAGCCCUUUCAAAAGAACACCCGGGUCAAGAUAGGAAGCCCACACCCCUGGACCCAGACAGUGACUCUGGCCGGGGCAGUUGCGACAGCCCUUCCCUUUUGUCUAAAAAGUGUGAGGAAGCCCGGGCAAAUCCCUCCACAUUUAACACUCCCGAGGGCAUUGAGAAGCCAGAGAAUCCCCAGACAAAUGCUACCCGCACCUGGGACCCCCAGAGCACACGCUUGGAAGGCAAAAUCCCCUCUUUCCCUGCCAAUGGAUCCAAAUCUUCAACAUGGCCUUUACCACAGCCCCCCAGCCAUCCCAGCCCCAGAUCUUCUUACCACAACAUUGCUGAUGUGUGCAAGCUGGCCAUGGGCCCAGCAGGUGCAUCGGCCACUUCGUUGGACAAAACAGACACACAUGCUUUAAGAUCUCCAAAAAAUGUUGAGACUGGAGGGGAGAAAGUGGCAGUUGAGCAGAGGGCAGUGGAAAGCUUCCAUUCCAAGACUGACCGAGGCACAGCAUGGCUGUUGACCCGGGAGAAAACCUCUUUGAUCUCUGUGAAACCCUUGGACUAUGUGGAGAUUCACAAAGUUAACAAAGAUGGAGCACUAUCAUUGCUCCCAAAACAGAAAGAGAACGGCAACCAGACAGACAAGCCCAGCACUCCUGAAACCAGUAAGGAGUAUGCCAAGGUGUCCAGGGUGAUGGAUAACAACAUCCUGGUGUUAGUGCAGGAUCCGCAAGCUCAAAACCUGGCUUCAUUUGAAGAACCAGCCAAGGGGGCUCCACCGCCCCUUCAACCGAAUCAAGCUGAAGAAGACCUGGCCUCCUUCACGUCGGCACCAAGCAACUGUGGACUCCAGCAGGGUGGGUUGGAUUACCUGGAUCCCACAUGUGUUAUGCACUCCUUUCAGUGAUAGCUUGAUUAAUGGAACGAUUGGUUAAAAUGUGACUUUUUUUCAGGUAACACUACAGAGUACAGGAAAUGCACUCUCCUAGAGAAUGCUCGAGAGCGUGGUUAGAUUGACACUAUACAGCCCACAGUUCAUUCGUUUUCAUGCUCCAUUUUCAACCAGCUGCCUCUUUCUCCAACAGCUGAUUCCAGAACAGAUCGCUUUGCUUCCUGUGAUUUGUACAUUUACUUUUUGCUAUUAGUUACAAAAUUAUGUGUUCAAUGAAAUAAAAGCGCAUCGUUUAGUAUUCUCGAGGGACAGUACCGACACGUAUAUCCUCUGGAAGAGACUUUCACGGUUUGGUGUGUGACAAAAGGAAAUGAGAGAGUCACGGUUGUUUACCACAGGAAGAUGACAGGUGUGAGAGACAAAUGCCAUGAAAACCACUUUUGAAAACCAACGAACCUUUGCUUGACCUUUGUUUGACCUUUACUUGACCUUUGCACUCCUCUCUCGUUUUAUUAGGAUGAACCGAACACAUUUAAAGAAAGUAUGCAUUCCAGAACACCUGACAAAUUGUUUACAUCAGUUCCUAUCACCUUAGUGAUACAUUGCCAAUAUGCAAGCCAAAAUGAUGCCUCCAAUUUUUUCUUAAAAUGGUUUGAAUUUAUUAAGCGUGGGUUUUCCCCCCUAAAUUGUAUUUUAUCCUAAAGCCUCUAGAGAAUAUAGUUUUGGAAAAUGGAAUUUUCUUACAUUACAGGUAAAUGAGUUUCAUGUGGUAAAUUCUUCUAAAAUGUUUUCCUGUUUCAUUUCAGCACACGAGAUAAUUUAUUAAACUCCCUAGUCUUCUGUUAGGUAAAAAAAAAAAAAAACCCGGAAGACUAACGUUAAUUUAAAAGAUAAUCACAGCAGGAUGCUAAUGGAAAUACUGCCUUACUGUACAUAUGAAUUCUACUUUAAUAGAAACCCAUAAGUUUCACAAUGUAUUUUUGAAGACUAUUUUUCUAUCACUUAGGUAAAAUAAAAGACUAUUUUCUAUCUUCCCAGUA
Messenger RNA from Felis catus (domestic cat), 5198 nucleotides. RefSeq names its product prolactin receptor (gene PRLR). Gene Ontology annotation, molecular function: cytokine receptor activity; cytokine binding. NCBI's taxonomy places the organism in Eukaryota, Metazoa, Chordata, Mammalia, Carnivora, Felidae. Gene Ontology annotation, biological process: cytokine-mediated signaling pathway. Gene Ontology annotation, cellular component: signaling receptor complex; external side of plasma membrane. The record is from RefSeq and is a predicted model, not a curated record. Bases 2299 to 4173 code for a protein of 624 amino acids. The transcript is spliced from 10 exons.